GUCGGUAGUGCGGUCCCUGGAAACACUUAAGAGACAGACUUGUUUCAAAACUUUUCCUCGCAUCUUAACCAUCGCAUCACGUCGACUUCCAUUGCGCAUUCCAACAAUCACCCUUCUUGAUCUUCCAUUGCACAUCUCCUACUCACCUCGACAUGGAAAUCUCAGACCACAGCUCGUCCAAGGGCAAGGCCAGCGACGCAGCUGCCAUCAAUGGCGGCGGCGGCUUCCGGCCGCAGGCAAACAUGGAAGUCCAGCCUCCCAAGCCCGAGGACUUGCAGAAGAGCUACGCGAGUGUCGUUGACGAGGUUCACAGCCCCGGCUGGUACGGUGGAAUGAUCGACUGUCUGGGCAACAUUAUCGGCGGGCUCGGUGCCAUUCCUCUGUGUAUCUGCUGCCCGAACCCGUACAAGCGCGUCAGCCAGGGCCACGUCGGCCUCGUCACCAAGUUCGGCCGCUUCUGGAAGGCCGUGGACCCGGGCCUCACCAAGAUCAACCCGCUGUCGGAGAACCUGGUGCAGGUGGACGUGCGGAUCCAGAUCGUCGAGGUGCCGCAGCAGAUCUGCAUGACCAAGGACAACGUGCAGCUGCAGCUGACGUCGGUCAUCUACUACCACAUCGUGUCGCCGCACAAGGCCGCCUUCGGCAUCACCAACGUGCGCCAGGCGCUGGUCGAGCGCACGCAGACCACGCUGCGCCACGUGGUCGGCGCGCGCGUGCUGCAGGACGUGAUCGAGCGCCGCGAGGAGAUCGCGCGCGCCACCGGCGAGAUCAUCGAGGAGGUGGCAGCCGGCUGGGGCGUGCAGGUCGAGAGCAUGCUGAUGAAGGACAUCAUCUUCAGCCAGGAGUUGCAGGAGUCGCUGUCCAUGGCCGCCCAGAGCAAGCGCAUCGGCGAGAGCAAGAUCAUCGCCGCCAAGGCCGAGGUCGAGGCCGCCAAGCUGAUGCGCCAGGCCGCCGACAUCCUCUCGUCCGCCCCGGCCAUGCAGAUCCGCUACCUCGAGGCGAUGCAGCAGAUGGCCAAGACCGCCAACAGCAAGGUCAUCUUCCUGCCCGCCGCCAACCAGACCAUGCCCGGCUCCGCCGCCUUCAACGCCGCCCUCGCCGACGCCUCCCACAAGGCCGCCGCCGGCGGCAGCGACCCGUUCGACGAGGCCGGCAGCGGCAGCGGCGGUGACCCCACGGGCUUUCAGCAGGCCAUGACCGCCCGCAUCAUUGAGAACAUCUAACCAGGUGUCUUCCUUGUUGUGGUGUCGGUGGGGGGAGGAGGAACUUCUGAGGUUUGAUACCAUGACUUUUAUUUAUGUUUCCCCUUCAACCUGGAAUGGCCAGGGUUGUGUGCAGUAAUGAAGUACCUCAUGGUUAAUGCUGGGGGAUGGGAAGGAAGGGAUGACCGGAACGGAACAGGCAUGGAGGAUACCCAGAUUGAGCAGCUUAUUUGAGGAUUAGGUUCGAAGCGCUGAGGCGCGGUAGUGGUGGGAGAGGGAGGACUCGAGGCGUGUUGUCUCGCUUGUUCGUUAGUUCAUUUGCUCCGCUGUUCAAUGAUACCACCUUCGUUUAUCUUCGACUUAAACAGAG
This is a messenger RNA of Thermothielavioides terrestris NRRL 8126, 1572 nucleotides long. RefSeq lists its product as uncharacterized. The coding region runs from base 153 to 1223 and encodes 356 amino acids. Gene Ontology annotation, cellular component: plasma membrane. The record is from RefSeq and is a predicted model, not a curated record. Lineage: Eukaryota; Fungi; Ascomycota; Sordariomycetes; Sordariales; Chaetomiaceae. The transcript is spliced from 5 exons.